AAGACCAAUGGGAGUGGCGCUGAGGGAGGUUGAACAGCCCUGAGGGAGCGGCCACACGUAGUGCGUAAGCCAGGAGCAAAGGGUGACAUGGGUGUUUAGAAAGAACUAGAGAAAUAGCUCACAGUAAUUCUGAAAUAUCAUCGACGUGUUGUCACGUAGUUUUAAAGUCAUGUCAACUAGGAGCCGAGCGGGCUUUCAUCGCCAAGAAGUAAACAAAACAGUUUGGGAAGUACCUGAGCGUUAUCGAGACUUGAAACAGGUGGGAACUGGAGCUUAUGGAACCGUAUGCUCAGCAGUGGACCGACGAACAGGAUCUAAGGUGGCCAUCAAGAAGCUGCACCGGCCAUUCCAGUCGGAGCUCUUUGCCAAGAGAGCGUACCGUGAGCUGCGCCUGCUGAAACACAUGAAGCAUGGAAAUGUCAUUGGCCUCUUAGAUGUUUUCACAGCGUCCCUUUCGCUGGAUAGAUUCCAAGACUUUUAUUUGGUGAUGCCAUAUAUGGGCACUGACUUGGGCAAACUCAUGAAAAUGCAGAAACUCUCAGAGGAGAAAGUGCAGUUCCUUGUCUACCAGAUGCUCCGGGGACUUAAGUACAUCCAUGCAGCUGGAAUCAUCCACAGAGACCUCAAACCAGGAAAUCUAGCCAUCAACCAGGACUGCGAAUUAAAGAUCCUGGACUUUGGUUUGGCAAGGCAGGCAGACAGUGAGAUGACCGGGUACGUGGUGACACGCUGGUACAGAGCACCUGAGAUCAUUCUCAGCUGGAUGCACUACACACAAACAGUGGAUAUCUGGUCCGUGGGCUGCAUCAUGGCAGAGAUGCUCUUGGGAGCACCACUCUUCAAAGGAACUGACCACUUGGAUCAGCUGACAGAGAUAAUGAAAAUCACUGGAACUCCAACGCAGGAUUUCAUCCACAAACUGCAGUCUCAAGAUGCCAAAAGCUACAUUGAAAGACUACCUAAGCUUAAGAAAAAAGAUUUGCAAAUGAUGUUACCCAAAGCUAGCAAACAUGCGGUCUGCGUGUUGGACCACAUGCUGCUCCUGGACCCGGACUGCAGGGUGGCGGCCAGCGAGGCUCUGACGCUGCCGUACUUCAGCGAGUUCAGGGAGCCAGAGGAGGAGACUGAGGCCCAGCCAUAUGACCACUCGAUGGACCACGCAGACCUCACCCUGGAGCAGUGGAAACGUCACACAUUCACAGAAAUUCUGUCCUUCAAGCCUCUGCCGGCUGAGGCAAAGGAAACCUCUCUCUAAGAGAUGCUGCUUGCUCUUAAUGCCAAGGAUUCACUGGAGUUCACCUGUACCAUACCUGUUUUUGGAUGUGUACAUCAAUUGUGGGUUUGUAUGUGUAUGUAUGUGUGUGAGUGGUUGGGGGGGGGGUUGUGGGAGACAGAGUGAGAUUUGUGAGUGUGUGCAUUUCUCAGUGUGUGUGUGUGUGUGUGUGUGUGUGUGUGUGUGUGUGUGUGUGUGUGUGUGUGUCUCUUUGUGUGUUUAUUUCUUUUAUAGCCAAAGGACCUGCUGUUUCAUGAAAUACAAAUGUAUUCAGAGCCUUGAUGGUACAAUACUGUGUAUUUAUGGUACUGAAUUUUUUUUUUUACAUUUUGCCAUGUUGGGUACAUCUAGGGAAUGUGAUUUAAGUUGUACCUAGCUAUAAAUCAGCUAAUCUUGCAUGGCUUAUUUCAGAUUUCAGUUCCUUGAGAAAGGUGAGUCUUACAUUGUUCCUGUUUUUUUUUUUGUAUCUGUUUGGGGUUUACUUGGACUGUCUGCUGGACUAGCCCUGUAAGAAAGUGAAAUUUAUUGGACCUGAUUUUAAAAGCUGCUGAAUGUUUCCUUGAUGCAAAUAAGCCAAAGCUCAUCAAUAGCCAAACUGAGUGGAGAUUUGGGAAGACAUUUUCUAGAAAGCCAUAGAUAACUAGAGUGCCUUCACUGGGCUAACUAAGUGACCUGUUUGUAUGAUGAUUUCUGCACAGUAUUUUACAUUUGUCUGGAUAUAACAGUAUUUUUAUAUUAAAACAACUUUCGCUAAUUAA
Molecule: messenger RNA, 2031 nt
Organism: Clupea harengus (Atlantic herring)
Lineage: Eukaryota; Metazoa; Chordata; Actinopteri; Clupeiformes; Clupeidae
Gene: mapk12a
Product: mitogen-activated protein kinase 12a
Biological process (GO): protein phosphorylation
Molecular function (GO): ATP binding; MAP kinase activity
Source: RefSeq, a predicted model, not a curated record